AUGCCUCAUUUCAUCAGGCGCCUUUGGGCGUGCGCCAUUCUUCUCAUAAGCGCGGCGAGCCUUGCCCAGGCGUCGCUGCAGUAUUGCAAUACGCGAUCAUAUGUGCAACUGCACCUCUGCCUCGCCGUGGACGCUUACUACAACACAACUUCCAAGGCAACGGAUCUGGUGGCCACGUUUGGAUACCAGUCCUUCUCGGCUGGAGGAUGGACAUCUGUAGGGCUGGGGAGUAGCAUGUAUGGCGCACUCGUGGUCAUAGGCUACGUGCACAACGGAAAACCCAUGCUCGACCUCCGACAAGCGACAGGCCAUUUCGAACCGCAAUCGCUGCCCACUCUCCCACAAUGGACCAUCUCGUCGCUGGCGGCAAACACCAGUGGAUGGUUCGAGUCCAGCUUCCACAUCUACGGCUACGACUCAUGGCUCGGUGCCAAAGGGCACAAUCUCGGCGUCCAGAGCUUCAUAUGGGCAACGAGCGUGGCCAAGCCGGCAAAUAAACAUAGCGCCGCGUUUAGUCUGGCCAUGCAUGACGACAAGGGACAAUUCUCCUUUGACCUCGGCGACUACUCGGCGAACAACGCGCUAUCGGGCUCGCCACAACACGCACCGGUGAUUCACUUUGGCAAGAAGAAUGACAACGUUGAGGAUGGGGGUGCAUCCGUCGCCGCCGCCGGAGUUCCAAGGGCUUACGUGUUUUAUUUACACGGCGUGGCGCUCGUUUCUGGCAUCAUGAUAUUGUAUCCCGCAGGUGCCCUGGCUCUGAGGUUUACGAAGCUGCGACCUUUUCGAUUGCAUCUGUACUUCCAGCUUGGCGCUUCAAUGUCUUGCCUUGUCGGCUUUGCUGCUGCUGGUUUCGCCAUUAGAGCUGACCCACUGAGAUAUCUUCGCGAACCGCACGUCUUGUUGGGGCUGGUCAUUCUGUGUGGCAUUCUCCUCCAAAACACACUCGGGUGGCUCCAUCAUCGCGCGUAUGUGAACGACGCGAAAAACGCCUUCGUCACUUCUGCGCACAUCCUCGUCGGAAGAUUCAUCAUCAUCCUCGGGUCGGCAAACGCUUUGCUCGGCUUGAUCCUGGCCAGAGCCCGGCCAACGACAUUGGUCUUCCUGUCUACAGUUUUCGCGGUGGAUGUUGUCGUUGUAUCGUGCAUCUGGCUUGCUACACGGAAACGCCGAGACGAAGAGGAGAAGCAGGAGGUUGGAGUUCCGUUGUUGGAUGAUGACUCGGAUGGGCACGACAGCCACGCCACGUCGAGGAUAUGA
Molecule: messenger RNA, 1260 nt
Organism: Purpureocillium lilacinum
Lineage: Eukaryota; Fungi; Ascomycota; Sordariomycetes; Hypocreales; Ophiocordycipitaceae
Source: RefSeq, a predicted model, not a curated record